GAUGGAUGUGUUGUCGUAUCGACUGGUUGUUUGAUAUAAUGUAAUAUGAGUGAUUCGGUGAACAGGUAUUGUUUGGAUUGACUCGGCUCACAGCUAAAUUUGAUUUUGGGAAUAAUAAAUUAUAUGACAAGAAAAAAAAAUAGAAAAUGUCAACGAAAAAUUUGGCGUCGGUUCCUAGAACUGAGAAAAGAAUAAAAUUAAUACCGCCAGAUGGAGGCUGGGGUUGGAUGAUUUUACUGGGAACAGGAUUAAGUAACAUUUUCAAUCAGUCUAUGUUGUCCCUGUUCAGUUUAGUAUAUGGAGAUGCUUUAGAAGCAAUGGGACAUGAUACAAAAGGAGCAGCCAUAGUUAUGAGCACAAUGUUAUUCGUUACAAAUUUCGGAGGUCCAGUUGCAGGAGCCAUUGUUAAGUUGACUUCACCCAGAUUCGUCUGUGUUUUAGGCGCUUUCUUUUGUACAGCUGGAAUAUUUUUGAGUGCGUUUUCUACACAUAUAAUCCAUCUUGUUAUUUCGUAUGGCGUUUUGUUAGGUACUGGCCUAGGUUUUAUUCAAAAUGCAUCGUUUGUGGCCAUAAACAGUUACUUCAAAGUGAAGAAAAGUAUAGCUGUGGGACUUGCAAUGGCUGGAACUGGUAUUGGACAAACUCUUAUGCCACACGUAGUUAGAUAUCUUUUGGAAAGUUAUGGGUUCAAAGGUGCAUGUUUACUUCUUUCAUCCUUGAGUUUACACGGGAUAUGUGGUACUAUGCUAAUUCAACCUGUAGAGUGGCAUAUGAAGAAAAUAGAAGAAGAAGUAAUAAUUGAUGAGCAAGCUCGAUUAUUAGAAGAUAAUGUAUCAAGCAAAAACAAAGAUUACACAGAAAAUGGCAAUUUGGAGUAUAAAAGCAACAGACGUGCAACAGAGCCAAAUGUAAUAAGUAAAAAUGGAGUAGAGAAAAAUCCUACUCAAAGGAUAUCACAAAGUGAUAAAGAUUUAUCUUUUGAGAAGAAUGGUAAAUCAGUUGGCAUAAAGAAUUUCAAAAUGGAUGCACCUUCGGAAAAUAAGUCGCUUCUCAGAAAACUAUAUGACUUAUUUGGCAUUUCACUACUAUCUAGUCCUAGAUUUAUUAAUGUGGUCGUUGGCACGUCAUUAACUGUAGUAUCAAUACAGAACUUUAGCAUGAUAUACCCACUUUUCUUACAAAAAAAAGCAUUAAUGACUAAACAAGAAACUGCAAAUUGCAUGUCAGCUGUAGCCUUUGCAGAUAUAAUCGGAAGACUCUCCUUGCCACAAGUUCAAUCUAAGUUCAAUAUUUCAGCUCGAAUGAUGCUUAUUCUAACUUCUAUUUGGCUGUUGGUUGUAAGACAGUUUCUAGCAUACCAAUCGAACAUGUACGUUCUUCUUAUGAUGUCUGUACUAUAUGGUUUUGGAAGAAGUAUGAUCAUAGUAGCCAGGAAUAUUGCCAUAUCAGAAAAGUGUAGAAUGGAUCAGGUUGCAGCUGCAGUUGGUUUGGGUAUGCUGACUAUGGGGAUUAUAGUUCCACCCACAGGAUACUUCCUUGGCUGGAUCCGAGAUUAUACUAACAGCUAUAUAAUUUGUAUAACUGCACAAAAUGCGUUACUUGUUAUUUUCCUGGCAAUGUGGAUACCCGACAUGUUCUUCGAAUAUAUUCAGGAAAAGAAAAAACGGAGGAAAGGAGUUGACGAAGUACAACUAUCUUAAGAAUUCUUAAGAGUCUAAAGAGCACAGAGAACGGCUGAAUUUUCUGCAAAUUUAUCAAAAGAAGUGAAGAGAAGAUGACGGUACGGCUGUGACGUAGUUUGGAUGAAAUUAUGUAACAAAAUAGUUUAAAACACAUACGCAUUUAAGUUAUUAGAGACUGACGUUGAGAUUUAAUGGAGGCUAGUAGAGACAAAAAUACUUAAAAUAUAUGUAAGGAUAACAUGGAUACUUAGUGGACUGCUCUAGUCUAAAAAAUAAAUAAUUUAAUGAGU
Molecule: messenger RNA, 1972 nt
Organism: Leptidea sinapis
Lineage: Eukaryota; Metazoa; Arthropoda; Insecta; Lepidoptera; Pieridae
Product: monocarboxylate transporter 5-like
Exons: 8
Coding region: 147-1700 (517 amino acids)
Biological process (GO): transmembrane transport; monocarboxylic acid transport
Molecular function (GO): monocarboxylic acid transmembrane transporter activity
Source: RefSeq, a predicted model, not a curated record